UAGGCGGAGUACAUGUAGAUAGUGUCAAUAGAUAGUGCAACAUAUGUUGACACGUCUGAUCGAGAUAAAAACAUGACUGUGAUUCGUAACGCAAAGAUUAACGUUUAUCAAACUUCUGUUGAGGUGCACAAAUAUCGUGCUUGGUUUUGAUGACAUACAUGGACCAAUUACAAUAAAGAUGGUUCUUGGCAGCCAGUCUACAGAGUCCGGCCAUAGAUAUAUAGCAAAAAUAUGCGGUUUCUUCGCGCCUGCUUUCUUUCCUCCUCUUCAUAUUGGCAUCCUGUAUUAUUUCUGGAACCAGUACGCCCGAAAAGUUGACAGACAUUUCUGUUCCUGCUCUUGCUGGGAUACAGUAUUUAAAGGUACGUACGAGUCGGGCAUUGCCUCGUACAAGCACAUGUACUUCAACGCAACGUCCAACACGCUCAAGAUGUGGGUGGUGACGGUGGUGUUCGUGCUGGGGCUGUACGAGUGCGUGCGCUACCUGGCGCUGCUGGCCCUGCAGCACCGGCUGCGUGCCUCAAUGCUGGUGCUCUUCCUGUCCUCCAUCUUUGCGCACUACUACGCGUGGUGGGCAUACAUAAACUACUGGAACGACGAGUUCUACUCACAGUGGAACCACCAGCUGUUCUUUACCGUCACGGAGCUGGCCUCGACCGCCCUCGUGUUGCGCAUGGCGGAUGCCAGCUUCUCUGUGACGCCCCGAGCAGCUUUCGGAGUGGCGGCAAUCGCGACCCUGCAUCUCGUUACCGGUGCACGUGACCAGUUUGUCGAUAAUCUCGUGCGAGGUGCGGGUCACACUCACCAGGUGGUCCGUGACUUGGGUCUCAUGGUGCCGGACGUGUUGCACCUGGUGCUACCGUUGGUGGAACUGGCACGCAGCAAGCACCGCGCGUCGGCCAGUUUCGGCAGCCAGCUACGCCGCGAAAUGACGGGCCUCGUCCUGCUUGUCGUGGGCGGAUUCAUCGUUUGUGAGCAGCUGUAGUGUGGCUCUGGGUCGGGGUUUGCCUGACCCCACACUGCAGAU
Schistocerca piceifrons (Central American locust) is the source of this 1027-nucleotide messenger RNA. RefSeq lists its product as uncharacterized. The record is from RefSeq and is a predicted model, not a curated record. The coding region runs from base 179 to 985 and encodes 268 amino acids. The transcript has 4 exons. Lineage: Eukaryota; Metazoa; Arthropoda; Insecta; Orthoptera; Acrididae.